Messenger RNA from Tribolium castaneum (red flour beetle), 1302 nucleotides. It is a transcript of the gene Gbeta76C, whose product is annotated as G protein beta subunit 76C. The record is from RefSeq and is a predicted model, not a curated record. Lineage: Eukaryota; Metazoa; Arthropoda; Insecta; Coleoptera; Tenebrionidae. Bases 211 to 1254 code for a protein of 347 amino acids. The transcript has 7 exons. Gene Ontology annotation, biological process: G protein-coupled receptor signaling pathway. Gene Ontology annotation, cellular component: cytoplasm; heterotrimeric G-protein complex. Gene Ontology annotation, molecular function: protein binding; signaling receptor complex adaptor activity.
GUGUUUUCGUGUUGAAUAUUUGAAAUUUUCUGUGAAAUUAUAAUCACAUUUAACUAUUUUUACAAACGUUUCGUUAAGACUAACUUUGUUGUGCUUGUGCGAAAAGUAGUGGCCAGAAAAACGGAGCUGAAAUACCGAUUACAUGCUUGGCUUCGGGCCACUUGUCAGUUGCGAAGAUACACUCAGGUGCAAAGGGUGAGAGUGUGCGAAAUGGCGCCAAAAAACGACCCGGAACUCAUCGCCUUACGCAAAGAGCUCGACGAGCUUUACAAUACUCUGAAGGACGAGCAGAAGAAGCAAGCUGACACCACCCUCGAAAGCGCUUGCAGCGGCGUCGCCGACGCUCCGAGAGUCAAACUCAUCACCAGGAAGCUGAUGAAGGGCCAUUUGAACAAAGUCAACUCGGUGCAUUACAGCGGAGAUAACAGGCACUGCGUUACCGGCUCGCUUGACGGGAAAUUGAUCAUUUGGGACACGUACACGGGGAACAAAAUGCAGAUUAUACCCCUGAGGUCGGCCUGGGUGAUGAGCGUGGCGUACGCACCGUCGGGGAAUUUUGUCGCUUGUGGUGGCAUGGACAACAUGUGCACCGUGUACGACCUGAACAACCGCGACUCCUCCGGCGUGGCCAAGAUGGUGCGCGAGCUGGCGGGUUACGACGGCUUCCUCAGCUCGUGCCGCUUCCUGGGUGACCGCAACAUCAUCACAGGCUCCGGCGACAUGAAAAUUUGCAAGUGGGACUUGGAGACCGGUCGCAAAACCUCCGACUUCGUCGCCCACAACGGCGACGUCGUCUCCAUCAGUCUCUCCCCGGAUGGCAACAGUUUCGUGACGGGAAGUGUCGACAAGACUUGCCGGUUGUGGGACAUGAGAGAGGAGAAACCGAGACAAACCUUCUUCGGACACGAAUCCGACGUUAAUUCAGUUUGCUUUCAUCCAAGCGGUUACGCUUUCGCCACCGGAUCUGAGGACAAGUCCGCGAGAAUGUUUGAUAUAAGGAGCGACCAGCAGUUGGCGCAUUAUAAGCCGCCGACGGCCAACAGCGGGUUCACUUCGUGCGGGUUGUCGGUCAGCGGAAGGAUUUUGUUCUGUGGGUCGGAUGAUAACAACGUCCACAUGUGGGACACCCUCAAGAACCAACAUAAUGGGACUUUGUCGGGACACGAAAAUAGGGUCACGUCGCUGUCGGUUGCCCCAAAUGGCAUUGCCGUGGUCACCUCCAGUUGGGACCAGCAUGUGAGGGUUUGGGGUUGAAACGAAAUGCCAUCAAUGUGAUUCAAUAAAUAAACUUUUCUUCCAAAA